Molecule: messenger RNA, 4668 nt
Organism: Syngnathoides biaculeatus (alligator pipefish)
Lineage: Eukaryota; Metazoa; Chordata; Actinopteri; Syngnathiformes; Syngnathidae
Exons: 10
Coding region: 1346-3313 (655 amino acids)
Source: RefSeq, a predicted model, not a curated record
CCAUUUAAUGCAUGUUUUGGGGAUGUAGGGGUUUAAACUUGAGUGCCCGGAGAAAACCCACGCAGGCACGGGGAGAACAUGAGAACUCAACCCAGCCCCGGGACCUCAGAAGUGUGAUGGUAACGCUUUCCAGCUGAGUCACCCUGCCACCCUUUUGAUAGACUUCUUUUUUUAAAAAGAACAAGUUUACGACUCGAAAAUUAAAUGUUACGACAACACUCCAUCCAGUAGGCGGCGACAGAGGCAGAAUGUUCACAGACUUGUGCUUCCUUCUCUGGGCGAAUGUUCGACGGAGCGUCGCUGAUACCAACAUAACCUUGAAAUUUGUAUGCAAAUCCUUUGUUUGUCCGGUUGUACAGUGACACAGAAAUAUUCGGCUGCAGUUAGAAUCCAAACGUUCUUGGACGAAAAGGUUUUGCUAUUGCAUCACAUGCUACAGUUGUCGCGUGAAGAUGCAUUCAGAAUGGCCUGAGCGUGGCCAAAAGCGGCACCAUGGUGACAGAGACCGAAGAUGGAGGGAUGAUUACAAUGAUAGAUGGGGAAAUACGGAUGACCACCAUAGAGAUGUACAGUGGGUUUCCUAUAAUCAGCAUGAUGAUUUUGGGCCUGGUAGAGCAGAAAGAAACAACAGAGGUACAGACUACAGUGACUCACCUCAAAAGUUGUACUCUAAAGACUCCCUGGACCGAGACAGAGAUGGGGAAAGGCGGAGCCCAGUGAGGAGACGCUUGUCUUCCCUGGACAGUAACGAUAAAAAGAGACAAAGGUUCACAGAUGACAGCUGCAAUGACUACUAUUAUAGAUAUGAGCUUCAUGGCAAGAAAUACUGGCAGUCACAAGACAGUUAUUCAAAGGAUUUUAGACAUGCCUUGCCUCAGGAAGUAGAUUUUAAUUGUAGGAGUAUGGAAGAUUCCAGAAGCCGACAAAAACAUGAAGAGUACCACAAGUCCAACGAGUCUAGCCACAGACAACUAUCUACAUAUAACAAAGAUGAUCAUGAAAGAAACCACAGUUUUUCACUUAAGAAACUUCCACAAGAUGACGCGACAAAGAGAUACGUCAAAUCCAGAGAAAGGAAGAAUAGCUCUCCUACAGAUUAUGUGGAUCAUUGCCAAAAUCGAGCAAAGAAUUAUUUGGAUGGAUCUCAGAGAUUGAUUCAGAUUCGAGUGCCAACCCCCACGGAAUAACCCCCUUGGUCGGCUUCCCAUGUCGCCUACAUCCAAGACUGCCCCUGUGAACACAACUUCAGGGUUAAAGAUGUUGCACUGAACUCUACGCAGAGACUGACGGGGAACCUCUGGAAGCUGAAGCAGAGCUGAACAGAAAAAGGAAUGUUCUUCAAGCGAUGAAGGAACGAAUUUUAGACAAGAAACCGCCCAUCUUUAUAAAAACUAUUGAAAUGAUCAAGAAUACACCAACUCCAGACUCUAAAGGUGCAACUCUAAGAGAGAGGGUGACAAGAAUUUUGCAGCAGCAUCCUCACAGCUUCCGGUCAAAGGGUGAAACUAACUGGUCACCUACUCAGAGGAACUACUCAACAAGUAAUAGCAAUGAACUGCCAGAAGAACAUCAUCCUUUGAAGCUUAGAGUCAAAGCUGUAAUGAGGCACAGAAUCUAUGACACCCGUGGUGGAUUUACAUCAAACAGUCAGGUUUCCGAUCAUGAAAUGGCCACACGACCUGUCACGCCAUCUCCUCCCUGUCAAAAGAUUAGUUCACAAAUCCUGGAAGACAGUGUUGCCAACAAAGGCUUUGAGCGCUUUCUUAGCUUGCUCAACAAGGGAGUUGACAUGGACCUGCUCAGUAGGAUCGUCAACGAUGACAGCGAAGAUCCUCAUUUAGGAAACCAGCCCUUUAACAGUCAGCCCUCUGGUGUGAGGGAAGAUUCAGAUCCGUCUACACUCAGUAAGACUUUUCAAUUCAACAGUGGACCACAGCUAUCAGAGAAUAGUGGAGAUAAUACAGAGCUUUCCACUCGUGAACAGUCCCCCAGGCAGACAAACUCGCUGUCGGAUGAUGGCAAGAAUGGCAAAGAUUCUUUAAGCUCUACUAGUAAAUCAAAGUCUCCCUCAAUAAUGGAGAAAACCCUAAAAGAAGAGAGAGAAAUGUCAAAGGUCAAUGAGCAGCAUGAGCAGCUCCAGAACAUUCUAAAUACUUUGGGCUUAAGGCUGGAAGUGGAUGACUUGAGUAAAAUAACAGACCGGACCCAUGAGAGGCUGUAUGGGAAAAAGAAUGAAAGAAUGCCAGUGGCUGCCAGUAAAAUUGAGCAGGAGACUUCAGAGACCACCCGUAGUUUCUGCAAAACUGACAGGACCUCUGCCUUGUCAUUUUCAUCUUCCAGAAGCUGUAGUCAGAGUCCUUCUUACAGACAGGACUCCCACAACAGGGAGUCUCUGAAUUGUCAGAAAGAGGAGUCAUUUUCUGUGCGCUGUGUCUCAAGAAAGACCAGAGAGGAAUUGUCAUCUUUACACGCAACCCAAGAUGACAUCCAAGCUCGGACCAUUGUUGGAAAAAACAAAGUUGCUGACACUGAUGAAAUCCAUUAUAUGCAUUCCCAUCGUAAUCCAACUCUGUCUGCUUGUCCAGAUUAUACUUCGCCUCAUUACUCUCAGUACGAUACAAACUACAGCAGUGGCACCAGCUGUUUUUGGACAAGCGCUGUGGGUCUAUGUACCACUCCACAUAAUCCCAAUAGUUCUUCGUACUCCAUGGACACGAACCAUUCUCACCAUGCUAUUCUCCCAGUAAAACAAGACGGUGAUGUUUUUUUUGUGAAUCCAGACCUAUCUAGGAGUGAAGGUCAAUUUGGCUCAACCUCCGGCUCUAGCAACCUGCAGGUGGUCAAUAUGAAGCAUCCACUUGGCCAUUGUUUGCCACAAAUGACUUUUGAUAUGUCUCUGAAUAAAGAGCAACCCGACCAAGAGAAAACUAAACAACUAAAACUGCUAAAGAAACGUGAUCAAGAUGAGCAGAUAUUGGGUUCUCAUUGGGACAAAAUUCCCUUUGUAGAAAAACAGACUACACAGUCUGUGAAGGUUGAGCCUUCCCAUGGUCAAAGAUAUUUCAAAGAAAAAACUAAUGCCAACAGAGGAGGAACUUCAGACAAACUUGAGAAAAAAGGUUUUUUUUUUCCUUCUUACCUCUCUGACCUCCAUCCCCAUCACUACUGCUCGGUGCCUCAGCUGGAAGAUUUUAACAAGAUGUCAAAGACACACACAUUCAGCCAAAUCCGUGUUCUGACACUCAGGUGUGGCCAAUACGUCGAUCGUGUGGGUAGAUUGACAUUCUGUUUGACAAAUCCUGGCUUCUUCUGACAAGGUUACGGCACAUCUCCACAUAAAGGCAGGUUCUAGCUUGCUUCCUCUGCUGCAGUCGCUGUGAUGCCCCCCCCCCCCCCCACACACACACAAAAGAAAUAUCCCAUUGCCCCACUCUGCAGUAGGACUGCUUUGCUCAUUUUCCCACAUUUUUCUGUCCUACCAUCGUGUUUUGGUUAGUUAUUGCAUGUCCUCACUGGGUGUCUCACCUGCCUCCCAAUCUACAAAUGACAGUUCUAAUGUUAGUGUUCAAAUAUCCAGACUCACUGAUGUUCUGCAGUAGUUCUCACCCUCGAGCCCCUGUCCACUCUGUCUUUCCACUAAAACCAUUUUCUGCCAGGCUGCAUUUUCAAUUUUAGGAAUAUAAAAAUAAGCAGCGGAAGUAUUUCAAACUCCCCUGUUACACAGCAAAACUGUUCCAGCACAAAGGCUUUCACGGAUCCACCAUUCUGCUCGGCCCUGCAGCUGAACAGGACAAGUUUUAAAAUAAAACAUGGAUGGAUGGAUGGAUGGAUGGAUGGAAUCUGCACCUCAAAACUUGUGAACAUGGUCCUCCGUUGGAAAAGGCUGGCCCUCUCCAGUUUGGCGAGGAGAUCCUGCCCUAAGUGAAGGACUUCAAUUAUCUUGGGGUCUUUGUUCACGAGUGAAGAAUGUAAUGAGAGCUCAACAGCUGGAUCGGUGCAGUCUCCGGUGAUGCGUACUUUGUAUCAGUUCCUUGUAGUUAAGAAGGAGCCAAGUCGAAAGGUGAAAGAAGCUCUCUAUUUACUGGUUGAUCUAUGCUCCUACUUUCACUUAUUGUCACAAUCUUUGCGUCAUGACUGUGAGAACAAGAUCCCGGAUUCAAGCGGCCCUCCCUAAGAGACAGGGUGAGAAGCUCGGUCAUCUGUGAGGAGCUCAGAGUAGAGCCACUCCUUCUCUGCAUUGAGAGGAGCCAGGUGAGGUGGCUGGGGUAGCUGAUACAGAUUCCUCUCGGACACCUCCGGGCACAUCUCACCGUAAAGAGACCCUGGGGACGACCCAGGACACACUGAAGAAACUACAUCUCUCGGCUGGCAUGGGAAGCCCUUGGGUUUCCCCUGGAAGAGCUGGAUGAAAUGGCUGGGGAGAGGGAGGUCUGGGGGUCCCUGCUAAAGCUCCUACCCCUGCGACCCCACCUCAGAUAAGUGGUAGAAGAUUGAUAGAUGGGUGGGUUCCAUUUGGUGGUUUAGUGAUGGAAAUUCACCCCAGACAUUUUUUUUGGGUUGCUUUCACAUCUCAAUAGUUAGAUUAAUUCAGUGUUCCUAGGGAUUAGAGCACAGUAUAUUUAAAAAAAAAAUGACUAUAUAAUUGAAGUCCAUGCCACAAAAUGGAGA